Molecule: messenger RNA, 1110 nt
Organism: Eremothecium sinecaudum
Lineage: Eukaryota; Fungi; Ascomycota; Saccharomycetes; Saccharomycetales; Saccharomycetaceae
Product: HGL154Cp
Exons: 1
Coding region: 1-1110 (369 amino acids)
Source: RefSeq, a predicted model, not a curated record
AUGUUUACCUUCCGCAAUUCCCCAUGCAUGACAGAACAAUACGGCUACCCACUCCAGUUUAGGAGCAUUGUCGCGGAGCCUAGAACUUACCAAAAAAUCUAUCUGGCACCAACUCCAAGAAUAAAUUAUGAUGUUGAUGAGACACCAAAUAAUUACGUGAUUACCCUAAAGAAGUCGGUCCCUCAGAACUUGGUUUAUCAGGCAAUUCAAGAACAUGUAAUGCAAUUCAGAGAAUCCUACAGACCACGCUGCGAACUGGUUUCGGAUUUCUUUGGCAACAGAUACUAUGUUCAAGAAAGCGUAAGCGAAGAACAACUUUUACGCGAAGCUAUGGAAAACAUCGACAUGGAGCGUAUAGGAAAGGAAUUGGCAAGGGACGCCUUUGAGAAUUAUUAUGUAAGCUUAGAUGACGGUGGGCGCCAAUUGAGGAUUGAGAGCCAGCAAGACAGAUUUGCGGGCGGUUUUGAAUUGACACAUCCAUGUCACGAGGCAUUCGCUUAUUUGCUAGAAAUGACUGAAGACUGCAACGCCACAAUGAAGAUUGUAUUGAACAAAAUCAGAACUCCAGAGUACGUCAGAAUUCCUGUCAACAUACAGUACAUUCCGGUCCGUGAGGAACUCCAGAGGGAGCCAAUUGUCCGUACCAAGAAUGUGCUAAGCGGUAACAACAGAGAUGCUCCAAAAACCAUAAGGAUAACACCAAAACAGAUAAACCACUCAACUAAAAGCGCUGAUGCUACUACUCCAAGAAUUAUAAGGAUAAAGCCCGCUCAUGGUGAUGACAAAGACAAGAAGCUGACAAACUCAUCCAGGGAAGAAAAUGUUUCAGCAACUCAACAUAGUAAGGACGCUGACACCGAAAUACGUCAAGAACAGCCAGAACAGACAGAAUUAAAAGAAUCACAACCAGGGGCAUCGGAAAAACAAGAACAAACUACGGAUGAAUGUGCAUUAGUAAGUGAUUCGGAAUCAGAAUCUGCAUCAAAAUCCUCCUCGAGGUCACAUUCCGUAACACUAGAAAAUGUUGACGACGAGGAAAUACAGAGGUGGCGCGCCUCCAUGAAGGAGAUGCCAAGUUUUAGCGCUGUGGUUGAGAACAAUUCUAGAUGA